CGGACGCCGCCCGCCCGCUGCCGACCGGCCGCCGCCCAUGCGAGCUGACCCCGCCGGCGCACCAUGAGUAAGGUGGAGCUGUUCGGCGUGCGCGUGACGCCGUCGCGCACGUCCAAGGCGCUGUGCGUGAUCACGGCCGGCGUGGCGUUUGUACUGGGUACGGUGCUGGGCGUACUGAUCCCGCUGUACGUGCUGCCGCCGCUCUACGGCUCGGCGGAGGUGGCGCCUGGCCGCGGCCCGGCGCCGCAGACGGUUGUGCAGGACUACGCCAGCGCGCGCGGCAACCUGGUGGAGGUGUUGACGCGGCGGCCGCCGGCCGAGACCCCGCCGCGCGCCGUCAUGCCGCCCAUGGACACCGUGCGAGACGCUGACGCGCCGUCGCAAGCGACGACGACGACACCGCUGCCUGAGCUGACAUUGUCGUCGUCGCCGACGCCGACGACCACGACGGACGAGCCGACCGCGCCGCCGCCGACGGAGGCGCCGGUGCCGGCCGCCGGAAACAAUACAGAUGACGAAGGUGUGGCCUCGUCCCGACUCACGGACGGCAUCUUCUGGAACGCAGCCGUGGAGGCGGCGCUACCGCGUGGCUUCAGCCAGCGUGACGUGGACGAGUGGCGCGAAUUCUGCCGCCACUCGGCGCUCGUCAAGGUGGAGGAGGGCUGCGGCCGCAUGCAGAACCGGCUGCUAACGUUCGAGAACGGCACGCAGUCGUGCUGCCGUUACCGGCAGAACUUCGACCAGAUCCAGGGCGAGAUCUUCAGCUUCCUGCUGAGCCGCGAGCUGGGCAUCGGCAACCUGCCGCCCACCUCGCUCAUGCUGGUCCAGCCGGGCGAGUGGCAGUGGUCGGCGGUGCGCGCGCAGCUCAACCUGGCCCAGUGGGCCGAGGACCGGCCGGUGGUGCUGACGCGGUUCCAGGAGCAGCUCGCGCCCGCCUACAUACCGGAGGUGCUGCGCAGCGCUGAGCGCCGCCUCCACCCGACCGACCUAGACCUGCGCGGCCUGGAGCUGGAGCAGCAUCGCGCCACGGUGCUGGAGCUGGCGCAGUGGUCCGACCUCAUCGUGUUCGACUAUCUCACCGCCAACCUCGACCGCAUCGUCAACAACCUGUACAACAUGCAGUGGAACCCGAGCAUGAUGGAGGCGCCUGCGCACAACCUGGUGCGCGACCCGGCCACCGGGCUGCUGCUCUUCCUGGACAACGAGUCGGGCCUGCUGCACGGCUACCGGCUGCUGGACAAGUACGAGCCGUACCACCGCACCAUGCUGGACGCCACGUGCGUGUUCCGGCGCCGCACGGUAGAGAAGAUCCGCCAGCUGCGCGACGCCGGCGACGUGGGCGCGCGACUGCGGCGUGCCUUCCGACAGCGCCACCCGGAGCUGCUGCACUUCUUGCCCACACUUCCCGAGAAGAGUAUCAAGAUCCUGAACGCGCGCAUCGACAACGUGUUCGAGGUGAUGGAGCGGUGCGAACGGACGUACGGUCGGUAGCGGCACCGCCGCGGCGCCGCCAGACAGUGCUUUAACGCCCUCGUGUGUCCGCGCAGUGUCCGCGCGGUGUCCGCAGUGUCCGCGCCUCGCUAUCGUGCAGCCGGCCCGCCCACCAGCCAUCUGACCAUUUUGUCGGCCGCUCGUCAUUUUGUCCCGUAAUUGAGCGCCGCUCGCGGCCCCGUGAUUACCUCGAGUGGAGACGACCGGUGCGCCGGCUGCUCUGCCAAUCACGGGUCGGGGACGGGGCCGCCGGCCAUCAGCUGACCACCUCACAAGCGCUCACGCUCUCUCGCGCGCCGCCGCUAACGCCGCGCGUGGGUCUGCCCGUGGCCCUCUCUCCUCGCCGUCGCUCUGGCCGCCGCUCUCUCCGCGGCGCAGGGAGCCGACCGGCCGCGCCUCUCCGCCCGGUCCGGUGGACCGGUGGCGGCGGCGGCCGGGGUACGCGCUAUUUGGAAGGGUCGCCGCCCGACCGGCCAGUGAUUUACGCUCUGCUCAAUCGUUACGGCGCGCCGGCAUUCCUCGGAGCGGAAAGAAUGCUCCCCGGAUGGAUUUGGGGACGGCGGCGAGUCGAUGCCGUGUGAUGGGACGCGGCGGUGCUGGCGGCCUCCUUGGUCGCGCUAAUGACCGGCCGGAGGUGGCCACUCGCCGCCAAACGGUUGCACUCUCAACGCGCCACGGUCGCCGCUUUAUUGGCCAUUCCGUCGGCCGCUCCCACCGGCAACUGAGUGCUCUCGUAAUUGCGCUAAUGCCGCCGUUAGAGUAAACAAAGCGGCAAGCAUUAAGACACACAACGAUUAAGAUGCAAUCGACCACUUUCGUUUCGGGCCUCCCCGAACUUCAUUAGUGCGGCACACUCUAUCAGCAGAUAAUCGUUUCGCGCCGCUUUCAGCGCGCUGCCGGCCGUUCUCUGUGAGCCGCGCCGCGCCCCGAACGUCGCCCGCGCGCCGCGAUUGAGCGCGGAGGGCUGGACGCACCGCAGCCCCGCAGUCGGACUCUGUUUUUCCGUGCCCCGUCCCCGCCCCCCGGCGCGAUCCAGCCCGCCGAUAGGGCCGGCUAACUCGGGGCUAAUCGCUCACGAUCGCCGACAGAUGCAGGCCGGAAUUUUAUCGCGCUGACCUUUGCUUUUGUGACAUUAAAAGGCGUAUUGAGCGGCGCGGCGCCGGCGGUGGGCCCGGCUGCAGGGCCGGAUUGUUGGACCGUUGUGCGUGUGAAUCACCAUAACAUUCGUCGCUCGUGGGCGGCGAUCAGCUGUGAUACAUUAUAACUCAUAUUGCCCAUAUUGUGCGUCGUCUGUAUCCCUGUUAUGACUAUACUGUGUCGCUCGUUAGCAGUCAUAUUUAACACACGGUGCCGCGCAUGUCCGCACAACGAGCGGCACCCGGGUCGACGCGCGGCGCGUCCAUGUGCGCGUCCUGCACGGGUCCGCGGCGCGCGGCCGGCUGCCGUGUUUGCCGUCGUGUUCGGUACCGGCUCGCGGAACCCGUUCAAACAGCCGAGCGAGUUUUUGUGCUAGUCUGAUUCAAUAGAAUGUAUGUGUGAAGUGUAAGUAUGCAUGCCGGCCGGGAGCGUGGGCGGCGGCCACCGGACCGGUGUGGACACAGUCGGCUGGCCGCGCCGCCUGCGCCGCCGCAGCCGGCCAGCACAAAUGUUAUUUCUACGUGUGUACAUAAUACAUGGCAAAGGAGA
This is a messenger RNA of Pollicipes pollicipes, 3177 nucleotides long. RefSeq names its product extracellular serine/threonine protein kinase four-jointed. The transcript has a single exon. Gene Ontology annotation, biological process: cell-cell signaling. The coding region runs from base 64 to 1491 and encodes 475 amino acids. Lineage: Eukaryota; Metazoa; Arthropoda; Thecostraca; Pollicipedomorpha; Pollicipedidae. The record is from RefSeq and is a predicted model, not a curated record.